AUGCCAGUGGCUCCCGAGAUCCGUGCCGAGUUGAAACUCCAUCCAGACGUGCAGUCCUUAGAGGAUGAGUGGUCUGGCGUGACGGACCCAGUGAUUCGUCGCAAGCUUCAGAACCGAUUGAACCAGCGAGCCGCUCGAAGGCGCAAGGCUGCACAGAAAAAUGCGGCAGAGGUUGCCACAUCCAGCAGUAGCUCCUCCCAAGUGACAGGGCUACGGAGCAUUCCCCUCCGUCAACGCGUGGAUCUUAACGACCUGGUGACGCUGAAGAACCAGAAGAUUACCAGCAGCCAGUGGCAUGCGGCAGCGGAGUCAUUUUCCCAAUCGAACAAGUCCACCUUCAUCUCCAUUCGCAGCAAAAGGUCGUGCCAACGAUGGUAUGAGGUUCUACUAGAAAAUCGGCUGGUGGAGAUCAGGGAUUUGGCUGCGAGGUUACAGAACGAGCGCGACAAUGCCUGGCUGUAUCCGCUUCCUGGUGACCACUUGAUCUCGCUCGUGUACUACAAUGUAUACCGAGCCUUGAUAGCCAACACCGAAAUGCUGGGAUUGGAUUUGAACCUCAUGUACACCGACGACUACCCGUCCCCGUUCCUACCUCUUUCACAAACUGCCAACUCCAACAUCCGACGGCUGCCGCCCGCUUUGCAGCCGACGGAGCUGCAAAGGACCAUCGCCCACCAUCCACAAUGGGACAUUAUCCCCGACCCCGACGUCCGAGACAAUAUUCUUCGCUACGGCGAGGAGAACAUCGAUGACCUCCAAUUGUGUCUCGACAUGAUAGGUGAUGGGGCCUACCACGACACAGGAGACCUCGACGUCCAAGAGAAAAACGGAUUGAUAAUUUGGGGAGAACCGUGGGAGAUCGAUGGCUGGGAAGUGACGGAGACUUUUGCAAGGAAAUGGCCUUUCAUGAUUAGAGGGGCGAUGGCUGUUCAAAACAGUACGAACAAAUGGAGAACGAAGAGAGGUGAAGAACCAUUGAAUUUUAGCAGGAUACUCGAGGUUGAGUGA
Molecule: messenger RNA, 1008 nt
Organism: Rhinocladiella mackenziei CBS 650.93
Lineage: Eukaryota; Fungi; Ascomycota; Eurotiomycetes; Chaetothyriales; Herpotrichiellaceae
Exons: 2
Coding region: 1-1008 (335 amino acids)
Source: RefSeq, a predicted model, not a curated record